This is a messenger RNA of Botrytis deweyae, 1950 nucleotides long. RefSeq lists its product as uncharacterized. The coding region runs from base 1 to 1950 and encodes 649 amino acids. The record is from RefSeq and is a predicted model, not a curated record. The transcript has a single exon. NCBI's taxonomy places the organism in Eukaryota, Fungi, Ascomycota, Leotiomycetes, Helotiales, Sclerotiniaceae.
AUGAAUGACACAUCCAUCGCCAAAGCAUCAGCGGGUGCUCCAAGUAGCACGACACCAGCCGCUCAGGAGUUGCGGCAAAAGCUGCUUGCGCAAAUUUUUGAAUACAACACUGAUGCAAACACACCAUCUGAGCUAAGAAUACAUGUUACUGGUCUUACACUAGAGGAAGGUGCAAUAUUUGAGCGUGGUCCCAGUCCAGUCAUAAAAGAUCCAGGAUUUCAAACUCCUGCCAACUCACCACAAGAGGGCCUGUCUUCAUUACGCAACGCUGUUCUUGACAUAAAGAGCCCUCUUCCCAAAAACUCAAAAACGUCAUUGAAGCGCGAAGCAUCAAAAUCGAGAGAAUAUACACAUUGGCGAGACACGAAGAUGAAAUUGCGAGAUCUUCAACGUGAAAAAGAAACCUUGGAAAUGGAAGGUCGUCGUCGAGCUGCAAAAGAGCAAGCCGAUGCUCGAUGGCAAGAUCGAGCGCUAAGAGAUUAUAGAGAAAACAAAGCAGAGAUCAAGUACGAUAUAGUACCUGGUGCUGAUGGUAGUGAUAAGGUAGUCAUCACCGAUUUGCAAUAUCCAAAGAACGUCCCGGGGACUGGAGGAGUUUUGUCAGGAAAUGCAAUGGAUGAGAGGAUUGAGCAUGAUAUCCGGCAUGACGAAGAUUCUCUCCGACAGUCGCUUAUUGAUAUCAUAAACGGCGAAAGCGGGAGACAGUAUCGAAAAACUACAUCAAAUCGGAGAAGAAGAUCGCCACAGAUACCUACGGGAACAAGACAACUAGCUGAAGCUAGAAGAAAAUUGAACAAAGAAUGGGUGGCAAGCGAAGGCCAUCGAAGAGCAAUAAGGCAAGAUGACGAAAGUACGCGGAAGAAUCUUCUGAAAGGUGUCAAUCGAGCUAUCGCAACUGCUGAAGAGAUGGUACUGAAGGGUGCAGAACAGUUCAGAGACUUUGUGAAUGGAGAUCGGGCUUGGGAAAACACGACAGAAGUGGUAUAUAACAGCAAGAAUAAGUAUUCGCGACUUCGAGAUGAGAGUCCCCUAACAUAUGCCAGACCAGAACACGCAUCACCACAUUCGGCAAGAAACGGACCAGAGUCUAGGAGCCGUGGUGAAAAUGGUUACGCACAUGAGCUAUCAGUAUCAGAGGAGAGAGGAAGGCCAGCCUACACAGAAGGGACUUCACCGCCAUUCCAGGCGCAUAUGAAACAAGCACUUCCAAGGGCGAGAGUUAAUCCACAGGCUCAUAGUGGUGGCUUACCGGAACCUCCUCGUCGUGAAAAACUUUAUGGUGGCAAUCACACACCGGAAAAGAAUGGUCCACCGCAGGCUUUCCGAUCGACACAAGAAGAAAAGGACCGACCUUUCGUCUAUCGGCCGAGAGAAAAUCUCCAAAUACCUCCGAUGUCUCCCUUAGUCCCAAAAGUAACACAACCUCAGCGAAAACCGAACCCAAAGCUUGAACAUCUACCCGUUGUUUUCCCCGUAUCAGCCAUUCGAGAUUCUCGUCUACUGCCAAGUGAAAGUCCAGCUCAAUGGAAAAUUCGUACGCAACGCGAAGCAGCCCACGCCAAGUUUGAGAGGGAAAAAUCAAAAUAUCAAGGAGAAGUCGAAACUGCAAAAAUGGAUGAGCAAGCUUCGCCAAAAGGUAUUCUGAGGCGGGAUGGAAAAGGGAAAGGUAAGGGUAUUGCGUGGGCUGAUAAACCUACUGAUUCCAAAGAGGAUAAUAUGUCUUCAAUGGGAAAGACUCUCUCAUUUAAUCAGAGAGCAGAUCAAGAGGAGUUCAGAAAGUUGCAGGAGAAAAGAGCCAUACGGGAAGGGAAAUAUAGAUGCCAUGCAACAGAAAGCACUAUUGAGAGAGAGAAUUUGGCGGCAAGGGAGAAAGCGAAGGCAUUGGCCGAGAAGUUGAUGCGCGGUGGAGGUGGUUCUGAGGAUCAAAGGGACUCAAGGGCAGGAAAAUAA